Messenger RNA from Microthlaspi erraticum, 474 nucleotides. The record is from the annotation of a GenBank genome assembly. Lineage: Eukaryota; Viridiplantae; Streptophyta; Magnoliopsida; Brassicales; Brassicaceae.
AUGGUGGCUAGUGACCAAAAAAAGAGGGCAAGCCAAGGGAAGCCUCAUUUUCUUAAAACUCUCACCCACUUUAAACUUAGUAAACAUGAAGAGAGCAUGGAAAUUAGGGAGGCUCUUUUACACAUAGCCAUGCUCAAAUUCAAGAUAGAAGCUUUGCAGAGAAAAUGUGAACAUUUUAAUAUUAUCAGAAGAAAACCUUUACACCAGUUUCAGGAGGUGAAGGUGGAAAAAAAUGGGGAAAAGUUUCAAGUAAAGAUAAAAAGCCUAAAGGGAGACAAUAAGCUUUUGAACAUUCUAGAAACAUUUGAAGAAAUGGGGUUGAGUGUGGCUCAAGCAAGGGUUUCAUGCCGAGUUUCAUUUGAUAUGGAAGCCAUUGUUGUACCUCAAUCCAAAGACAAGUUGUGGAGUGUGGAUGAUAUGAUUCAAACUCUUGUUAAAUCUCUGUCAAGCCAAAUGGCUAACUGUAACAUUUAG